AUGUGGACCAAGAUCCACGGCUACAAAGUACCGGCCUUCCAUCAGGAGACCUAUCUCUAUGAAUGGUACUAUGACCUUUACCAGAGUGGCCAGUUCACCUUCCAACUCAAAAACUUGCAUCGCAAAUAUGGCCCAGUCAUUCGUAUCAACCCCGACGAGGUCCAUAUCGAUGACCCCGAUUUCUUCGAUCAGGUCUUCAGCCAGGCUAAUGGCCGUGCCGAGAAACCCUUGCGCGUAGCGGAGGCUUUUGGACCAUAUCCAGCAGACCGUGUGAAUAGGAUCCUCGCUCCAGCCAUGGCAGAUAUUUUAGAUUUCCGUCGGGAUUUAUCUCGGCAGGUGGAGGCCAUUCGACAUGAUGAGGAUACGGCCUACAAGAAAGCUGGCCAUCGCACGGUCUUCCAUGAGCUUCUAGACAGCAAACUUCCCCCAGCAGAGCUGCAGCGCAAUCGGCUGCGUGAUGAAGCGUUUAGCUUGGUGACAGCAGGCUCAGGGACCACGGCCUAUGUGUUGCGUGGCACGGCAUAUCAUAUUGCCGCCAACCCCUCCGUGCGACAGCAACUACAUGACGAACUCGUGGCCACCAUCCCAGAUCCCCAGCAGUUUCCCACCCUGACCACUCUUGAGCAACUGCCCUACCUAACAGCCGUGAUACAAGAGGGACUACGUCUAUGUGACUCCGUCACCCACCGGAUCAGCCGCCAAUUUCCCGACCAGCCGCUUCAGUGCCGCGGAAUCUUCAUCCCCGCCAACACGACCGUGGGGAUGACAGCCAUGCUCACCCAUCUCAACGAGACAAUCUUCCCCGAGCCUCGCGUUUUCCGGCCUGAGCGAUGGUUGGGACCCGACAUCGGGGGUACGCGCUCUUGUCUGGGCAUGAAUCUCGCCCGUGCAGAGCUCGUUUUGAUUCUCGCAGCAGUCUUUCGUCAGUUUUAUUUUGAUGUAUCAGCCGUACAACGGGAGCGGGGACAUCGAUGUGAGUCGUGA
Molecule: messenger RNA, 984 nt
Organism: Aspergillus caelatus
Lineage: Eukaryota; Fungi; Ascomycota; Eurotiomycetes; Eurotiales; Aspergillaceae
Product: cytochrome P450
Exons: 6
Coding region: 1-984 (327 amino acids)
Molecular function (GO): monooxygenase activity; heme binding; iron ion binding
Source: RefSeq, a predicted model, not a curated record